Messenger RNA from Gasterosteus aculeatus aculeatus (three-spined stickleback), 539 nucleotides. Its product is annotated as parvalbumin, thymic-like. Gene Ontology annotation, cellular component: cytoplasm. Gene Ontology annotation, molecular function: calcium ion binding. The record is from RefSeq and is a predicted model, not a curated record. Lineage: Eukaryota; Metazoa; Chordata; Actinopteri; Perciformes; Gasterosteidae.
UCAUGUAACCAGUCAACGGUAGUUUCUUUCCGCCACAUCCACCACAACAGAGUCUCCUCCGGCAUGGCGAUCACCGACUUCCUGGCAGCCUCCGACAUCACAUCGGCGAUCAGCGCUUGCAAAGCGAAGGACUCCUUCAGCCCCAAGACGUUUUUCAAGGCCGUGGGUUUAUCCAAGAAAACUCCAACAGAGAUCGAGAAGGUCUUUAAAAUCCUGGACCAGGACAAAAGCGGCUUCAUUGAACAGGAUGAGUUACAACUGUUCCUGCAGAACUUCUCCAAAGGAGCGAGGACCCUGACCGCAGCCGAGACCAGGAGUUUCCUGAAGGAGGGGGACGCAGACGGAGACGGGAAGAUCGGCUGGGAAGAGUUUUCUGCGCUGAUCAAGUCUUCAUAAAACACACGUGACCCGUGUGAUUCAUCGAGAUCACCUCAGGACGGACCGUUUUUUAUCGAAUGCCAACCAGCUGUCGUAAAUGACACAGACUCAGCCGGGGAUCUUAUGUGUCCACAGUCAAAUAAAGCAAUUCAAAAGGUGAA